AAAUAUUGCGAAGGAAGGAAGGAUUGCGGCAGGCAAGGAUAGACGCGGGCAUGUCCAGGGAUAGUGUCAAUGCCCUACCUGAUGUCACCAGUUUGGUGGCUGCUUCUAUGGGCGGGAGUUUGGUCAAAGGGGUGGGUGACGCUUGUGGCGAAGUGGCGGGCGACGCUUUUGACGAACGGGCGGCCGGCAGCGGGCCAGGUAUCACGGUGCAACGCACAAGUGCAUCUGCUGCACGUGCUGCACGAAUGCGACAGAUGGUGUUGGAGGAGACCGACAAUGUCAUCACAAAGAACGAGCAGACGUCAAUAGGAGUAGACCGCUGGAUGACAUGCACGAACCAACCAUUCAACAUAGUUGAGAACGAGUUAUUCAACGACAUGGUCAACGCCAUACGAGAGACCCACCCAUCAUGGAAACUGCACUCGAGAGAGGCGGCGUGCAAUGGCCGAUUGAACGGACAACACUUGACGGCGGUCGACGACGUGGGGAGGUUGGCGAAGAAGUGGGCUCGCAGAGGUUGUAUGGUGCAAUUAGAUGGGUGGUCUGACCGGCGGGGAAGACCACAUGUAAACGUCAUGGUGUCCUCUCCCAUUGGCGCCGUCUUUUGGAAGUCAGUGUGCGUAGCGGGAAAGGACAAAGACGCUAGUGCGUACUACAAAAUACUCACCGCUGCAAUUGAGGAGAUUGACCCAAGAAGCAUGGUUGGGGUGAUCAUGGAUAAUGCUCGGGUUUGUGUGAAGGCCGGGAAGUUGGUGGAGAAAAAAUAUAUGUGGAUAUUUCGGGUGGGUUGCACGACGCAUGCCCUUGACCUCGCAUUGGAGGACAUGGACACGCGCAUUCCGUGGUUUGCGGAGACUGUGAAGAUGGGGAAUGUGUUGGGGAAGUUUGUGAUGAACCACGACAAGGUUCGAGCACUCUUCCUAACCAAAUCGGGUGGUGUGCAGAUUAAGAGGUCGGGCGUCACUCGAUUCGCUACCAACAUCAUCAUGUUGCAAUCGUUGUGGGACAGGAGAAACGCCCUGAAAUUGAUUGUGGCUGCCAGCGGGUGGGUCUCCUCCAUAGUGCCACCCCACUUGCGUUCUCAAUUUGAGGAGGUGACGGUUACUAUCUUGGAUGGUGGCUUUUGGGAGCGGGUGGACAAGGCCUUGAGAACCACGGACCCCAUUGUAACGCUACUGAAGCUCGUCGAUGGUCCGGACGCAACAAUCGCCAAGGCCCAAGUGAUCAGACUGUUGGGACAGGCAAGCUCUUCAACGACAUGUGAACGCAACUGGAGUCUGCAUGAGCUCAUUUUCGGCAGGAGGAGGAUGAAGAUUAUGCCCACCCGCCUAUCAAAGCUUGUCUACAACAAUUGGAACCUCCACCUGCAGUGGAGGCAAGAGCACGACCGUGAUGUGGAUGAUGUCCACAUUCCGUGGGUGGAGGAAAUGCAAGAUGCCGAGUUGAAGGAGGAGGCAGAGCAAUUUUACAAUGAUUGGGUGAAACGGGUGACGAACAGCACACCGAGUGGCGGGAACGACGCGUCGGAGGAGGAAGAUGAGUCGGAGGACGACGGCGACGGCGAGGAAAUGCCUAUGGCAAGGAGGUGGUUGCGCAAUGAUGAGGCUCGAGAGAAGGGUAAUUGGGUGGAGGGUCGAAAGCAAGGCGGAAGCAGCAGGCAGCGUAAAGUGCGGCGCGGUGAUGAGUGUCGUCGUGACGGUAAACGUGUUGCGGAGGAGGUCAUUGCACCUCCGGAGAAACGAAGGAGAGGGCGGCCGACCAACAAAGAGGUCGCAGCAAGAAAAGCAGCAAUGCAAGCUGAGAGGAAAAAGGCAGCGUCAGAAGCAUCGAGAAAAAAAAAAACCGUUGGAAAGAAAAAAGCAGCAGCAAAAACAAGAAAGAGGGACGACAUCAUCGACGGUGACAGCACGGAAGCAUGCUCAUCGUCUUCAAAUUCAUCAGAGGAAGGGGAUGAUGAAGAUCAUGAUGCCAUCGACGGAGAACCGGGAAGUGUAGAGGAGGGAACUGAGCACGAGGAGGAGGAGGAGGAAGACGAGGAGGAGGAAGGCGAGGAGGAAGAGGAAGGGGAGGGGGAAGAGGAAGGGGAGGAGAAAAAGGAAGGGGUCGCAGAGGAAGAGGGUGAGACUUCUGCAGGGGGAGGUGCAGAGGAUUAAAAUAUUUAGGCGGAGUUGAUGCUGCUGACUGCAAAGUUCGCAGUUUCACAAUUUAUCUUUCGAUGUUCGGUUGAACUUAGAACAAAUGUUCUGUUUUGUUGGCUAUGCAGUGUUUCUGUGUCUUCAUCAGGUAACUACUAACAUGUAAUAACAAGUGAACAGGUGAGUACCCUGCCACACUGCCUGCCCCGCCAAUGCAAUUGCUACAGUCACGACACCGUUGCGUGUUUCAUAAGACGAGUCGUGUGAGUACUUCGGACCCCUUUGCAUUUGUGAACGGUUCGCAACGCAGUCCACCCCAACAAAGGCCCCUACCCUGC
Molecule: messenger RNA, 2473 nt
Organism: Chara braunii
Lineage: Eukaryota; Viridiplantae; Streptophyta; Charophyceae; Charales; Characeae
Source: the annotation of a GenBank genome assembly